Messenger RNA from Trichoplusia ni (cabbage looper), 3579 nucleotides. RefSeq names its product N-acetylneuraminate 9-O-acetyltransferase. The record is from RefSeq and is a predicted model, not a curated record. Bases 111 to 2528 code for a protein of 805 amino acids. NCBI's taxonomy places the organism in Eukaryota, Metazoa, Arthropoda, Insecta, Lepidoptera, Noctuidae. The transcript has 10 exons.
UCCAUUUUGCAAACUACAUAUUAUUUUUAAGAUAAUUGUGCUGUAAAUAUUAUUGUUCGAAGUGUUUUCUUAACUUUUUGCGAAUUUUUGCUUGAAUUUAAGCGGUCCCAAUGGGUUCUUGUAGUAAAAAGUCUUCAGCGGAGUGGAUAAUAGACCAGCUUAACGUGGAGAAUGCGAAGCUAUUCGCAUUUGUAUUAGUUAUAGGCUUUAUCGGAUAUCAUGGAGCUUUGCACUUGAAAUACGGGUCAGACUCUUGUACAUGGCUGCUGACAUCAGGCCGGUAUAAAGGUGAUCAUGAAUGGCAACCCUAUGGCUGUAUGCUGCAUCGGUACUCAAAGACUGAUGCAAGACGAUGUCUAAGAUAUCUAGCAUUUUGGGGGAAAUACAACAGUUUUGCUUUUAUCGGCGAUUCGCGGCUCGAACAACUUUACGAGUAUUUUAUAGGCGUGGUCCGGACGCGGCUGGACAUGGACACCUCCUACUCGACAGUAGACCAUCGCAUGCCGAACUACACGUAUUUGGAUAACAAGCUGCGACUCUCCGUCACCUUCAUAUACAGUGACGAUGUAUCCAAGACCAUGGUGGAUCAGUUCCGAACGUGGCAAAAAGCAGAUCAACCUCCAUCCGUGAUCGUAGCAUCAACUGGUCUGCAACUCCUCAAAACUCGGAACACUACUGACUUAGUCCUUGAAGAAUACAAAAGGAACCUUACGCAUUUGGUGCAAGCUAUAGAUUCUCUUGCAGCGAGGAAUUCGCAAGUACUAUGGAAACUGAUCGAGUCGGUGGACGCUACUAAAUUGAAGAAUGAUAAUAAACGGAUUAAUAAUAAUGAUAUUGACUCUUAUAAUAGAGCUGCAAUAGAGAUCCUAACACACAGCGCAGCAAAGAUCUGGAAUUCGGCACGUUUAGUGGCAGAAGAUGGCGGUGGUGACGUCAUGCUGAGUUCGACAGCGCUGCGCCACGCCGCGCAACUGUUGCUCAACAUGUUCUGCAACGACCACAUGAACUUCAACGACGGCUCGUGUUGUGCGGAACCUGAACCUUAUACGCAACUGCAGAUAUUGACUUUCGCGCUAUUUUUAUUGUGCGGCGUGGUGUGGGCGGCGCGCGCGGCCGGCGCCUGCGUGUGGGCGGCGCGCGCGCGCCUGCGCGGCUACCGGCGCGCCCCCGCGCCCCCCGCGCCCGCGCCCCCGCGCCCCCGCGCCGCGCCCGCCGCGCCCCCGCGCCCCCGCUCCGCGCUGGCCGCGCUCGCGCGCCUCGGCCUCAUCAUGGCCUACUUCUACCUCUGCGACAGAACCAACUUCUUCAUGAAGGAGAAUAAGUACUACUCAGAGUGGAGCUUCUGGUUACCUGUUGGUUAUGUGUUCGCACUUGGAUUGUUCUUCACUGAUGAGUCAAGGUCUAAUACUGUACUCCACCGGGAGCAAACCGACGAAUGGAAAGGUUGGAUGCAGUUAGUGAUCCUGGUGUACCAGGUCACAGGGGCCAGCAAGAUCUUACCCAUCUACAUGCUUGUCCGAGCCUUAGUCUCCGCCUAUCUGUUCCUGACCGGCUACGGCCACUUCUACUACAUCUGGAAGAAAGGAGACACCAGCCUAGUCAGAUACUUCCGGGUCAUCUUCAGACUGAAUUUCCUGACUGUGGUGCUAUGUCUGACAAUGAAUAGGCCGUACCAGUUCUAUAGCUUUAUACCGCUCGUCUCGUUCUGGUAUACUUUGAUGUUCGCCAUCUUUGCGCUCCCCCCUCACAUCACCCCAUCAUCAAGCCACACGGUGGAGUCCAAGCCGUAUCAAUACCUGUACAUCGCCGUCAAGGUCAUUGGGCUGCUAGUCAUAGUCACUGUGCUGUACAUGAGUGAGGUGUUCUUCCAGAAGAUAUUCGUCACGAGACCUUGGAAGGCGCUGUUCGUAAACUCCGAUGAUGAUAUCCAUCAGUGGUGGCUGCAGUGGAAGCAGGAUCGGUACUCAAUGGCGUACGGUAUAAUCUUCGCCCUGGCCUACCUCCUAGCUCAACGCUACAACCUGCUGGACGACAACAACCACAGCAACCUGUUCACCCCCGGCAUAUCCCUGAGCGCGACCCUCCUCGCCUUCAUCGGAGUCGGCAGCUACGUAACAUUCACUUUCUUCUGUACCAACACGUUUGACUGCAACGAGAUACACUCAUACGUUGCCUUUUUACCGAUAGUGAGCUACAUCAUACUCAGAAACGUUUCAGGGGCCUUGAGAAUGAGACAUUCCAGUAUGUUCGCUUGGUUUGGUACAAUAACCUUGGAGUUGUUCGCCAGCCAGUCGCACAUAUGGUUGGCAGCGGAUACCCAUGGCGUCCUGGUACUCAUACCGAGCGCUCCGAUAUUAAACCUCAUUCUAACCUCGUAUAUUUUCGUUUGCACGGCCCACGAGAUACAUAAGCUAACGGAUAUUAUUUUGCCGUACGCUGUACCUGAUGAUUGGAAAUUAGUUUUGAGAAAUUUCGGCAUUUUUCUCGCGGUUUUAGUUCCAAUUGGCAUUCAUGAUGGAAUGUUUUAGUCUGCUUAGACUGGUUUUUAUAAUGUUCAUAUUACGUCAUCCGGUGAAUUGUUCAGUACGUGUGGAGGUUAUUCGAAGAUAUGAAAAGGCAACUUAGAAAUGAAAGGAAAACAAAAUUGAUCCUUAAAUAAAUAACUUAGUUACAGUUUGUGUGAAUAUAGUUUAGGCAGCUUAAAAAAUCUCAAUUUAUAAAAUAUGGCUCUAUUUAAAAUUUGAAGCUUACCAAAAAUUUAAUAAUCUCAUUUAAAUCUGCUGCGGGUGCAGAAAAAAUUUUUUUUUUGUAGAGUCUAACUUAUUUCUAUUAUUUUUCUUUAUGCUUUGCUAUAUUUCUUAGAUAAUAAAACCUAAUGUCAAGUUUGACUUGUGUUAAGUUUGACUUUACUAAGUUUUGUGAUUUUCCACUAUCUUAAAAACGUGUGCUUAAUUUGUACAAUUUGAAUAUAGAUGUAAGUAAUAUGUAUAUAAUAGCUUUUAUAUCUUGUAUUAAAGUCUAGUCUGUAAACAUAAUACGAUCGUGUGAAUAAAUAUUUUAAGAGUUAGUUAAAUAUCGGCUGGCCGCUUUAAAAGAAUAUCAUGUGAUAAAUAAAUUUAAAAAUAUCCUUAAUAUACAAAAUGAAGCUCUUUACAUUCGCUUCUAAUACAGAUAAUAUAUGAUCGACAAGCCUUACUAUGGCGGGGUCGGCUUGCAGUCUAACCAUCUAGUCUAGACUACCAGCUAAGUACCAGUGUUUUACAAGGAGCUAAUGCCCAUCUGACCCCUUCAACCCACUCAACCCAGUUAUCUGGGCGACACCUGGGCCCCUUAUAUUAUGACAGACAGACUACAAUUCAAACUUGUUAAUACACGCAUUACAGCCUAGAAAUUUUCUGCAUUUAAUCGUAUUUUUUAUGGAUUAAAUUAGGUAUUGCAAUAAUGGUUUUUACGAGGCAUUUUCUUAUUUCAAGUGUUUUUAAAUACUUCACACAUAUCUAGCAAGUGUGUAUAAUUAAUACAUAUGUAAGUAUGUAAAUAUUGUUAGAUAAAGGUAUCAAAAAUAAAACAUGUACAUUG